Podospora bellae-mahoneyi is the source of this 1344-nucleotide messenger RNA. RefSeq names its product Peptidyl-prolyl cis-trans isomerase cyp10 (gene CYP10). The record is from RefSeq and is a predicted model, not a curated record. Gene Ontology annotation, biological process: protein peptidyl-prolyl isomerization. The transcript has 2 exons. The coding region runs from base 490 to 1008 and encodes 172 amino acids. Gene Ontology annotation, cellular component: catalytic step 2 spliceosome. Gene Ontology annotation, molecular function: peptidyl-prolyl cis-trans isomerase activity. NCBI's taxonomy places the organism in Eukaryota, Fungi, Ascomycota, Sordariomycetes, Sordariales, Podosporaceae.
GACUCAUUUUGCUGAGCGAUGUGUUGGUCCAAAAGCAACCAUCUUGGCUCCAGCCAACGUUGGGAGUUUCGGGCUUCUCUCUAAUCAUCGAAGUGCGGGGCACGUGUGAUGUCCGUUGUAAACUUGUGAGACGGUUUAAGCUAAUGUCGAGCUGCCGGUACACCAAGCCAAAUGAUAAGUGACACGAGCCCGGUAGAUACCAUCCGGAACAUAAACAAACAAACAAACAUCAGGAAGGCUUAGACAUUCGAUUGCUCUCCAAGUCAAAAUGUGGUGUCGUCAUGUCCAUGUCGAGAACACCAACAUGAACAUGAAACAAGAUGGUGGUCAUAGCUCCCCAAGGCAUGUGGCUUCCGCCCGCCAAGCUUUUCUGAUAGAAGGGCCCCUGUUCAGACGACCGACGUCAACACGGACCCAGACCCGUUCACUGCUUUUUGUCACAACAAACCUCAGCAAGCACAACACUUGAUCGAUUCUACCACAUCUACCAUGUCAGUAACGCUCCACACGACUCUUGGGGACCUCAAAAUUGAGGUGUUUUGCGAGGCCGUCCCCAAGACUGCAGAGAACUUCCUCGCCCUCUGCGCCUCUAACUAUUACAUCAACUCUCCCCUCCACCGAAUAAUUCCGUCCUUCAUGUUCCAGACCGGCGCGCCCGCUGUUCCAUCACCUCCAGAUAACCCGAAGGGCGGCCGAUCGAUAUACGGGAUAACCUUCGAAGACGAGAUCCGACCAACACUUAAACACCACGAAAGAGGAGUCGUGAGUAUGGCGAAUAAAGGGCCUAACACCAACGGCAGUCAGUUCUUCAUAUGUUUCGCCCCCGCGCCACAUUUGGACGGGUUGAACACGGUGUUUGGGAAGCUGAUUGGAGACGUGAGUCUGGCUACCUUGGCCAAGAUUGAACAGCUGGAGGUGGACAAGAAGGGCAGACCGGUCAAGAAGGACGGAGAAGAGACACCGAGGAUUGAGAGAGUAACGUUACAUGCGAACCCACUGGCCAAGUGAGAAACAGGAUAAGAGGUUGGAGCAAACUACAAUGCACGACCGGCAUCAUGUAUCUGCCUAGGCAUUCUGCCAUCUACCCCCUUCAUUUGGCACUAAACUGGGCGCCGGCUGGAGUUGAGUACUAUCUCACGCACCAGCUAGCAACCCAAACGGAAAGAGCGCAAAAGUUGAGAGGCGACGAGAAUAAGAUGAUACCCAAAAACCAAGAAGCAAGACUGGUCAACCAGAAGGCCAGGCAACAUAGAGACGCCACAUAGAAGCUAGGGGACAUUUGACAUCUUGGCUCACGGUUGCAUAUUCCAAAGACAAUAAAAAAGAAGAAAACUUAUUCUACCA